UUUUAUAGGAGUCUGAGGGAAGGAGACAGCGCCAGGUCGGAUACCACAACAGCGUGUGGCCGAAUCGCUUGCACACACAACUUGUGGUAUAAAAAAGGGUGGAUGUGGCACCAGGAGCAUCACACUGCUUGGAUUUUGCUGUGCACCUGUCUUCACACCUACAACAUGCCAGGGAACAGGAUUGUGGUGUUUGCACUGGUGGCUGCGCUGCUUCUAUCUAGUGCAGCUGGAGAGGCUAAAGAGAGUAAAGUAUUACAGGAACUUCUAGCCAGGGGGGAGAAAGCGAGAGACUCGGCUAGCAGACAGGUGCCUCAGACUCGCUCUGCACCGAUGGAGAGACGGGCACACCUGUCUGGGGACGAACGAGAGAUCAUGACGAAACAAAUAAUGCAAGCAAUUUCAGAGAUGAUGAACUCUGGGUGCAUGUCAGAUCGGGAUUACCAGGGCUGGGUGGACUUCGGACGCCGGGAUGCAGAAUGAUACACAACAGUUGCCGCAACAGCCGGAGAGCUCACACUU
Molecule: messenger RNA, 519 nt
Organism: Thunnus maccoyii (southern bluefin tuna)
Lineage: Eukaryota; Metazoa; Chordata; Actinopteri; Scombriformes; Scombridae
Product: gastrin/cholecystokinin-like peptide
Exons: 4
Coding region: 103-480 (125 amino acids)
Biological process (GO): digestion
Cellular component (GO): extracellular region; axon
Molecular function (GO): neuropeptide hormone activity
Source: RefSeq, a predicted model, not a curated record